AUGUACUCGACAGAUGUUCCCCAAAGCCGCAGAAUAACCCAGGUGAUUUGCGCAAUUGUAUGGUGUUUGUUGUCCGGAGGGCCAAUCUUUGGGUUCGCCGCGUUAAAGCCUAUCCUUGUCACAGAACAUGUUUAUGAAAGCGUAUGUGACAUUUCCGUAAACUCUACUGAAAGUGGCUCUAUGUUCUCCAACUUGGUCUUGGACCCUUCCAAGUUUGGAGGUCUCACUGCUACUUUGCUUGGUGGUGCACACUCAUCGUCGGAGAAAGCCGUUGGUGUAUUGGCAUCGUCCGCCGCCAAGUGUACCGCCCAAGAUUUGAAGUUGAACAUGAUGUUCACCGUUGGUGCUGUGUUGACCAAUGUCUCUGCCUUGGUUAUAGGCAGAUUGCUUGAUAUCCGUGGCCCAAGAUUCUGUGGGCUCAUUGGUGCUGGCUUCCUUUACUUGGCGUGCUUAGUGUUCAUUUUCGCCAAGGACAUCGAAGCUUCUCCUAUCUUGUCAUAUUUCGAUCCAUAUUUGAUUGGUUACGGUGCCAUGGCCUUGGGUGGUCCAUUCGCCUACAUCUCCAGUUUCCAGUUGUCCAAUUCUUUCCCUAAGAAGUCCGGAACCAUCUUGGCUCUCUUGACCGGUGCAUUCGAUGCCUCAUCUGCUGUCUUUUUGGUUUACAAGAUUUUCUACAGCAAGACCGCCGGUGCCUUCACUGUUCCAAAUUUCUUCAAAUUAUACUUGAUUGUUCCAAUUUUCAUCACUUUGGUACAAGUGUUCAUGAUGCCAGCAGAAAGUUACAAAACUGCUCCAGAAACCAACUUAUGUAUCGGCGAACAUGUUCCUGAAGACGCAUCAGCCUCUGACUUGCUCGAAACCGUCGUCAGCAGAGGUUCAGCCAAUGAAACUGAUCCAUUAAUACGUACCGCAGUUAGAAGAGACUCCAUAGGUGACGCAUUGAAACAACCAUAUGCCGAUGAAGGUGAACAAUUCCUCGUUGAGCACUCCGGUGGUAUUUUCGGUAUUCUCCACGGUUAUUCCGCCAAGUACCAGUUGAAAACCCCCUGGUUCUACUUGAUGUGUGCCUUUGCAACCAUUCAAAUGUUGAGAUUGAACUAUUUUGUUGCCACCAUCACCACCCAAUAUACCUAUUUAUUCCAUUCUUUGGAAAGCGCCGAAUCUUUGACCCAUUUCUUCGACAUUGCAUUGCCAUUGGGUGGUGUCAUUUCAAUUCCUUUUGUCGGAAUGGUGUUAGACUACUAUUCUACUACCGUUGUGUUAGGUGCAUUAUUGGCCGUUUCCUUGGCCAUCGGGUUCUUAGGUCUUUCCGGAAACUUCAUUGCCGGGGUUAUUAACGUUUGUAUCUUCGUUUCCUACAGACCAUUCUUCUACACUGCUGUUUCAGACUUCUGUGCUAAGGUAUUCGGGUUUGACACUUUCGGUACUGUAUAUGGUGCUAUCAUCUGUACUUCCGGUGUGUUCAACUUCAGUCAGAGUAUAUUGGACAGAUUAACCCACACUACCUUCGACAUGAACCCUAUCCCAAUUAACUUCACUUUGGUUAUGAUCACAUUGGUUAUUGGAGGGGUCAUUUUGACCUAUGUUCACAAGCAAACUAUCUUAUACAGUGCCAAGAAGCAAAGACAGCUCAACUUGGCUUAA
Molecule: messenger RNA, 1644 nt
Organism: Dujonia railenensis
Lineage: Eukaryota; Fungi; Ascomycota; Pichiomycetes; Serinales; Debaryomycetaceae
Source: the annotation of a GenBank genome assembly